Messenger RNA from Hansenula ciferrii, 3528 nucleotides. RefSeq names its product New1p (gene NEW1). The record is from RefSeq and is a predicted model, not a curated record. Gene Ontology annotation, molecular function: ATP hydrolysis activity; ATP binding. NCBI's taxonomy places the organism in Eukaryota, Fungi, Ascomycota, Saccharomycetes, Phaffomycetales, Wickerhamomycetaceae. The coding region runs from base 1 to 3528 and encodes 1175 amino acids. The transcript has a single exon.
AUGCCUCCUAAAUUCAAUCCUCAGAACUCAGGUUCUUUCAUCCCAGGUGGUGCUGCGUUCGACCCAAACCAACAGUUCAACAACCAAUUUGGUGGGUAUCAAGCCUAUGGUCAAUAUCAAGGUGGUUAUCAAAAUCAAAGAGGUGGUUAUCAAAAUGGUGGUUAUGGUAUGCAAAGAAAAGCUAUGAGUUACGAUCAAUACGUUAACCAAGCUCCUGCUGGUCUAAAUAGAGCUCCUCGUCAAAAUCCUCGUCAACAACAACAAUUUCAACCUCAACAACAAGAUAGUAAUCCAAGUUCUUAUGCAUCAACUCCUGCUGGAUCAAAUUUGAAUUCUCCUUCACAAUCAACAACUUCAUUAUCUUCAUUAAAUCAAACUUUAGAUAAAUUAGACUUAAGUCCAAUCUCAUCAAGUUUAAAUAAUUUAAAAGAAUCCAAAACAAUUUCUGAUGUUAAAGUUCAAAUCAAUAGUAUAGUGGAUUUAAUUAAUGAAAAUGGUAUUGAAUCAAUUGAAUCUUGGAAAAUUGAUGAAAUUUUAUCAAAAUUAAUUAAACCUAAAAAUCCUGCUUUAAUUAGAGAAGGUGGUUAUUUAUUAAUUUCUUCAAUUGUUAGAAAAUUUGCUGGUCAAACUCCAAAUGAAUCUCAUUUCUUACCUUUAUUAUCUAUUGCAUUAGAUGGGCUAGCUGAUAAGGAAAAUAACGUCAAAAGAGCUUCCCAAGCUGCUAUUGAUUCUAUUUAUGGUUCUUAUCCAGUUGAAGCUUUAUCUUCAGUUGUCUUGGUGGAAAUUUUAAAAUAUUUAACAAGUUCUGCUAAAUGGCAAUCCAAAAUCGGUGCUUUGAAAAUUGUUGAUAAAAUUGUUGAAGAUUCUCCAAGUGAUUUAAUUGAACUAAAAUUUAAAGAAGCUGUUCCAGUAUUAACUGAUAUGUCUGUUGAUUUUAAACCUGAAUUAGCUAAAAUUGGUUUAAAAACUACAAAUAAUUUUGUUAAAGUUUUAGAUAAUUUAGAUUUACAACCUCGUUUUGAUAUGAUUAUUUCCACUUUAGCUGAUCCAAAUAAAGUUCCUGAUUGUAUUAAAUCAUUAUCUUCAGUUACAUUUGUUGCUGAAGUUACAGAACCUGCAUUAUCUUUAUUAGUUCCAAUCUUGGUUAGAUCAUUAAAUUUAACUUCUUCAUCUCAGGAACAAUUACGUCAAACUGUUAUUGUUGUGGAAAAUUUAACAAGAUUAGUUAAUAAUAAAUUUGAAAUUGAAAGUUUUAUCCCAUUAUUAAUGCCUGGUGUUCAAAAAGUUGUUGAUACUGCUGCAUUACCAGAAGUUAGAGAAUUAGCUGAAAAAGCUUUAAAAGUUUUGAAAGAUGAUUCUAUUGAUGAUGGUAAAUUUAGUGGUAGAUUACAUUUUGAUGAAGGUAAAAAAUAUUUAACAAGAGAUUUAAUUCCAAAAAUUGAUGAUAUUUCGUAUAAUUAUCUUGUUUCUUUAAUUGUUGCAGAUGCUAAUGUUAAUGAUUGGAAAAGAUUAGAAGAAUAUUUAAAUUUAUCAUUACCACAAUUUAUUUCAAAUGAAUCCGAAGUUCAAGCUUUAUCAACAAAAUUAGUUACUGAUUUAAGAACUUUAUUCACACCAGAUGCUGUAAUUUCAAAUGAAGAUGAUGGUAUUGAAAUUGUUAAUUCAGAUUUCUCAUUAGCUUAUGGUGGUCGUAUGUUAUUAAACAAGACCAAUUUAAGAUUAUUAAAAGGUCAUAGAUAUGGUUUAUGUGGUCGUAAUGGUGCUGGUAAAUCUACUUUAAUGAGAGCUAUUGCAAAUGGUCAAUUAGAAGGUUUCCCUGAUAAAUCUGAAUUAAGAACUUGUUUUGUUGAACAUAAAUUACAAGGUUCAGAAGCUGAUAUGGAUUUAGUUGCAUUUAUUGCUUCAGAUCCAGAAUUAGAAGCUGUUUCAAGAGAUGAAAUUUCAAAAGCUUUAGAAGAAGUUGGUUUUGAUCAAGAAAGAAGAGAACAACAUGUUGGUUCAUUAUCAGGUGGUUGGAAAAUGAAAUUAGAAUUAGCAAGAGCAAUGUUGAUGAAAGCUGAUGUCUUAUUAUUAGACGAACCUACAAAUCAUUUGGAUGUUGGUAAUGUUAAAUGGUUACAAGAUUAUCUUGUUGAACAUGAUGAAAUUACUUCAUUAAUUGUUUCACAUGAUUCAGGUUUCUUGGAUACUGUUUGUACUGAUAUUAUUCAUUAUGAAAAUAAAAAAUUAGCUUAUUAUAAAGGUAAUUUAUCAGAAUUUGUUAAAGUUAAACCUGAAGGUAAAUCAUAUUAUACUUUAACUGAUUCAAAUGUUAAAAUGGCUUUCCCACCACCAGGUAUUUUAACUGGUGUUAAAUCAAAUACAAGAGCUGUGGCAAGAAUGGCUGAUGUUACAUUUGCUUAUCCAGGUGCAGCUAAACCUUCAUUAAGUGAUGUUUCAUGUUCAUUAUCUUUAAGUUCAAGAGUAGCAAUUUUAGGUCCAAAUGGUGCAGGUAAAUCAACUUUAAUUAAAUUAUUAACUGGUGAAUUAAUUCCAAAUGAAGGUAAAGUGGAAAAACAUCCAAAUUUACGUAUUGGUUAUAUUGCUCAACAUGCUUUACAACAUGUUGAACAACAUAAAGAAAAAACUGCAAAUCAAUAUUUACAAUGGAGAUAUAGAUUUGGUGAUGAUCGUGAAGUUUUAUUAAAAGAAUCAAGAAAAGUUUCUGAUGAAGAAAAAGCUUUAAUGGAAAAAGAAAUUGAUAUUCAAGAUGGUAGAGGUCCAAGACAAUUAGAAGCAAUUGUUGGUAGACAAAAAUUAAAAAAAUCUUUCCAAUAUGAAGUUAAAUGGAAAUUUUGGUUACCAAAAUAUAAUAGUUGGGUACCAAAAGAAUUAUUAAUUGAACAUGGUUUUGAUAAAUUAGUUCAAAAAUUUGAUGAUCAUGAAGCUUCAAGAGAAGGUUUAGGAUAUAGACAAUUGAUCCCAUCAGUUAUUCGUGAACAUUUUGAAGGUGUUGGAUUAGAUGGUGAUAUUGCAGAUCAUACUCCAAUGGGAUCAUUAUCAGGUGGUCAAUUAGUUAAAGUUGUUAUUGCAGGUGCUAUGUGGAAUAAUCCUCAUUUAUUAGUUUUAGAUGAACCUACCAAUUAUCUUGAUAGAGAUUCUUUAGGUGGGUUAGCUGUUGCAAUUAGAGAUUGGUCAGGUGGUGUUGUUAUGAUUUCACAUAAUAAUGAAUUUGUUGGUGCUUUAUGUCCAGAACAAUGGAUUGUGGAAAAUGGUACAAUGGUUCGUAAAGGUUUUAAUGCAAUUGAUGGAUCAAGUUUUGAAGAUAAUGGUGGUGCAGGUGCUUCAUCAAAAGAAGGUUCACCAGCUCCUACAAAGAAAGCAGGUGAUGAUGAUUCACCAGCUAAUAUUAAAGUUCGUAUUAGAAAGAAGAAGAUGACUAGAAAUGAUAAGAAAUUAAGAGAUGAACGUCGUCGUUUAAGACAUAUUGAAUGGUUAAGUAGUCCAAAAGGUACACCAAAACCAGUUGAUACAGAUGAUGAGGAAUAG